UGCUAGAAUUUCGUUUUACACCAACAAAUACGGCUUAUUUUUGCUAUACCAAUGACUGCUAGAAUUUUUUAGCAUAAUGGCGAUUUCUUUUUGACAGUUGACUCUACUUUUGGCGCACGUGUUUUCUCACGCACCGUCCUCAAAAAAUCAAAUAAAAAUAUGAACGCCGAAAAAUUGAAGAAGUUGCAAGCGCAAGUGCGCAUUGGUGGUAAGGGUACUCCUCGUCGUAAGAAGAAGAUUGUGCACUCCACCCCCGCUACAGAUGAUAAGAAAUUGCAAUCAUCGUUGAAAAAGUUAUCGGUUAACACCAUACCCGGCAUUGAGGAGGUCAACAUUAUUAAACAUGAUGGUACCGUAAUCCACUUCAACAACCCCAAGGCUCAAGCUUCUUUGCCCACCAAUACCUUCGCCAUUACUGGUCAUGGAGAGAACAAAUCGAUUUCGGAAAUGUUACCAGGUAUUUUAACACAAUUGGGUCCCCAAGACAUCACACAAUUGAAAAAGAUUGCUAGUGAAUUGGCUAACAAGAGUGGUGCCGCUGCUGCUGGUGCUGCCGGUUCAGCCGCCAAUGCUGGUGAUGAUGAUGUACCCGACUUGGUAGAAAAUUUCGAAGAAGUCGCUAUUGGUGCCGCUAAACCCGCUGCUGAGACUGCUGAAGCUGCCAAAAAACCAGAAGAAAUUCCAGUGGCUUAGAUGCGAUAGGUUCUUUUUCAUUAGAGGGGGAUGUUAUUUAAAAAACAAAACAAAAACCAUUAUUUUUACUAUAUUAUAUAUACUUAUAAAAUUUAAACAACCUUUUUAUUAUUACAAUAUCUACAACAUCCGUUCAAUGACUUAAUCAAAAAGUAUACCUUAGCAUUUGUGCAAGUCUGGAUGUGAAGGAUGUGUUUAUAUAAAAACGUUGCUGCAAAAAGGGGGGUUCAACUCAUAUUUCUUCUGUUUGGAUAAAAUGAAGGAACAAUGACGAAGCGGCGGUGAUUUUCUGGACAUUUACUGCACCGGAUGGAUGUUUUUGUUUAAUUGGGCGUUAAGUAGUAAGCUUGAUUUAAUAUCUCGACUAUAUUUAGACUAUAUCAUAACAACAAAACACAAUAUGCUUAAACAAAUAAUAAUAAGAAAUUUGUUAAAUUGAAAAGUUAAAAAACAAACAACAAGUGUAGUACACAACAAAAUACAAACAAAAUACCUAUUAAAAGUUAAGGGGAUUUCUUUUCAAAGAGCAUCUCCUUAAAAGAAAACAAAAUCACCACAAUGUUUAACAAAUUCUUAAUACCAUUAACAAGAACAUCUGGCCAAAUCAUCAUCACUUCAGUCACAACAUAAGGGGGAUACAAACCAAAAGCUUCUCGAAGCCCCAGGUUUUUACAAAAAAAUAAUAAAAAAAACUAAACAAUUCCAUUUAAAGGCUUUCCAAUUUCAAAACAUUACCAUGUUAGAGAAAAGAAAAUGCAGGUUUAAGAAGAAACUUCUAUAUUUUCAUAAAUUUGUUUUUAAAUGUUAAUGUUAAGAAUUAUGGGUCUAGUCUUUAAUUAAAUUCAAAACUUAUGUAAUCAUCAACAAAAUAGACUAUUAAUUCCUAUAAAACAAAACCCCUUGAAAAACCACAAAACUCCAAACCAACCCUUCUAUAUUUAAAUUUUAUAAUUUAGCUAUUUUAUCAUCAUCGUACUUCAUUACUUUAUUUUUGUUCAUUUCGGAAGCUUCAAUACUUUACCACUUUAUUACAACUAUUUUUUUAUUAAUUAAAACCAGAAAAUUCGAUAUUUGAACAAAAAAAAAAAUAAAAAAUAAGUCUUAAAGAAAAUACCUAACCAAAUCUGUUGAAAACAAUGUUUUUCUUUUUUUUAAAUUAACUUUUAGUAAAACAUGAAAAAUAUCAAAUAAAGGAAAUCAUAAAAUACAAACAA
Molecule: messenger RNA, 1907 nt
Organism: Calliphora vicina (urban bluebottle blowfly)
Lineage: Eukaryota; Metazoa; Arthropoda; Insecta; Diptera; Calliphoridae
Gene: bic
Product: bicaudal
Exons: 2
Coding region: 160-693 (177 amino acids)
Cellular component (GO): cytosol; nascent polypeptide-associated complex
Source: RefSeq, a predicted model, not a curated record